AUGGUUGCGCUACGGUUGCGCUACGGUUGCGUUACGGUUGCGCUACGGGAGCACAUAAUAUUUGCAUCUGGAAACAUAGAAAUAAAAAGAUCAGAUAUUGACUUUCUGCUCACAAUUGAUUGGUUAGCAGAUAACCAUGUUGAUGCUUUUGCUUUCUUUCUACUUGAGCAGAGUAGGUUAAUGACGGAGAAAUUUCAACGUUACUUGUACAUUUCUCCAUUGUACAGGGUAUACAAGUCAUUAAAUCUGGAUUAUCAAAUUUUUAUCAAACACAUUAAUCCAGUUUCAGUUAAAGAAAGUAAACUUAUUAUUCAACCCAUAAUUUAUGAGAAGCAUUGGGUUCUUCUUGUUGGGAAAUUGAAGGAGAAAGUCUGGAAAAUGUAUGAUUCAUUACCAAAUCCUGAACACAAAAAUAUUUGUCAUACUAUUAUAAAGUAUUUGCACGAAGACACCAUAGGAUGCUUUUCAACCGAUAUAACGAAAUGGAACGUACAGGCGGUUCGUGGAAUUCCAACACAAACAAACAGCUACGAUUGUGGAAUGUUCGUUUGUAAAUAUAUGGAAAAGGCAGUGCUACGAAAGAAACCAGACUGGACUGCUCUUAAAGAUUGGCAAACGCUUAUGCCAAAAUUUAGGGCAGA
Dendrobium catenatum is the source of this 641-nucleotide messenger RNA. RefSeq names its product sentrin-specific protease 2-like. Gene Ontology annotation, biological process: protein desumoylation. Gene Ontology annotation, molecular function: deSUMOylase activity. The annotation marks the transcript as partial. NCBI's taxonomy places the organism in Eukaryota, Viridiplantae, Streptophyta, Magnoliopsida, Asparagales, Orchidaceae. The transcript has 4 exons. Gene Ontology annotation, cellular component: nucleus. The record is from RefSeq and is a predicted model, not a curated record.